AUGGCUGAGUCAGGCAUUUUCAUAAGACAUUCUAAAGCAGCCAAAAAAAAAGCAGCUCCAAGCAGUCUGCCUCUGGUGCGCACAGGAAUCCCUUCACUUGACCAUAUAUUCCAAGGAGGCUUACCACUCUCUUCAAUUGUUUUAAUCCAAGAAGACUCUCUUAAUUAUCAAUCAUUACAAAUAGCAAGAUGCUUCUUAGGAGAAGGCGUAAUAAAUUCAGAAAAAAUAUUUGUUUAUUCUGAUGCAUAUGAAGAAAACCUGGUCCCUGAUAUCAGAAAAAUAAAGAAGCAAGAGUCAGCUGAGUUAAGAAUUGCGUGGCGAUAUGAGCAUUAUCCACAGACGAGCUCAGUUAAAGAGCCUUAUGCGUUUGAUUUAUUGAAAUCGAUGGGAAAUGAAAAAAUAAACCAAUACACAAUUGAUGUAACAGAACAAGAUUUGUAUAGGAAAUUAUGAAGCCAAAUAUUUAGUGACAUACAAAAUUCGUUAGAAUCAGCUAAUGAUACUGGAAUUAGACGAAUUUUUAUAAAAUCAUUUUUAGGGCCGUCAUGGCCGAAGGCACCUAUAUCAGAAAUUUUUCAGUUUUUGCAGUCUUUGAAGCUAUUGGUGAAAUCUCUGAAUGCAAUAUGCAUGAUUACUUCCCUUACGUCAGGUUUGGAAACUGAAUUAGUGACUUUACUCAACCAAAGCUGUGAUAUUGUCCUUUCAACUGAAAAUUUUGCAAUUUCAGGAGAUUCUUUUGGGGAUUAUUCUGGGUUGUUAAGGAUCAUUAAGUGUCCUAGGAUUCAUUCACUCAAAAAUAUAGAUUUCGACGCUUUGGCAUUUGGAAUUAAAUUGGAUAGAAGGCAUAUAGCGGUAGAAAGCUUGAGCCUUCCUCCUGCAGACUCGCUUGUACCCACAAAGGAGUCUAUGGAGUUUUAA
This is a messenger RNA of Blepharisma stoltei, 918 nucleotides long. The record is from the annotation of a GenBank genome assembly. NCBI's taxonomy places the organism in Eukaryota, Ciliophora, Heterotrichea, Heterotrichida, Blepharismidae.